GUCGGGCAAAUUAAAUACCCAAAACCUUAAGACAAAUUACAAAGACUCGACGAUAACGCAUUCCUUUUGUCCAAAUCAAUGGCAAUGAAACCAUGUCUCUCAACUUCUCUCCCUUUCGUUCUUCUGCUUUUUUCAUGGGCGUUUGGUGGAGCCGCAAGCAAUGAAUCACAGUCUGAUCUUCCAAAGUGCGGACAGGCCAUCGAAGCUAGUGAUGCGGAUCGAGUUAAGUUUGCGAUGAACCUUGAGUUCUUGGAGGCUGAGUUCUUCCUCUACGGGGCACUGGGAAGAGGGCUUGACUCUAUCGUUCCUUACCUCGCCCAGGGUGGGCCGCCGCCUGUGGGGGCACAGAAGGCCAACCUUGACCCUCUCAUUCAACAGAUAAUCGAGGAAUUUGGGUACCAAGAAGUUGGUCACCUCAGGGCAAUUUACACGAAGGUUGGUGGAAUUCAACGCCCCCUGCUGAAUCUCAGUGCCCAGAACUUCGCCCAGGUAAUGGACGAAGCAGUCGGUCGAAAAUUGCAGCCACCAUUCGACCCUUACGCCAACUCAAUCAACUAUCUCUUGGCUUCGUACUUGAUCCCUUACGUUGGAUUAGUAGGCUAUGUGGGCACAAUUCCGUACCUGUCCGACUUCAAUUCGAAAAGCUUAGUCGCGUCCCUCUUGGGUGUGGAGUCGGGUCAGGACGCGGUGCUGAGGACGUUGCUCUACGAGCGAGCAAACCAGGUGGUGGCUCCAUACAACAUGACAGUGGCGGAGUUCACCAAUAAGACCUCCGCGCUCAGAAAUAAGCUCGCAAUGUGUGGCAUCAAGGACGAAGGCAUCAUCGUUCCUUCCAGCCUCGGAGCCGAGAACCGAACCACUAGCAAUAUCCUAUCCGCAGACUCGUACUCAGUAUCGUAUUCCCGAACGCCUCAGGAGAUUGCGAGGAUUGUGUAUGGAACUGGGAACGAGGCGAAGCCUGGCGGGUUUUAUCCCCGCGGUGCAAACGGCCGUAUUGCUAGGAGCCUCCGCUCAGCCUGAAUGCUAAAUGUAUACCAUAAAUAAAGUAGAAUAAAAACAUGGAAAAUAACCGGUCUACCUAAAAAUAAAUAAAGUAGACUAAAAACAUGGAAAAUAAUCGGUCCUCCUAAAAAAUCUAAAUUCUAUGCUAUAAAUAAAAGUACGAUUUGUUUUAAUGCA
Molecule: messenger RNA, 1179 nt
Organism: Punica granatum (pomegranate)
Lineage: Eukaryota; Viridiplantae; Streptophyta; Magnoliopsida; Myrtales; Lythraceae
Source: RefSeq, a predicted model, not a curated record